AGUGAAAAAACCCACCACGGAGAAAGCUCGUCGGCCCAGAAGAGCGCCCGAAGGAAUUCGGGCGAUCAAGUCAUGAUGAGGACGAACGAGUCCCCGAGAAGAAACAACCAUUGUGCGUUCAAAGCGAAGAUGGCGGGUGCUCGUAAGACUUCCCCUCAGAGCUUUCCUGCAAAUGUCAAGAACUUGCUAUCCACAGGUAUCUUUGAAGGUGUGCCUGUGAAGUAUGUCUCAUGGUCAAGGGAGAAAACACUUAAAGGGAUAAUAAAAGGGACGAAUUACCUUUGCGGGUGCGAUCGGUGCGAGAUGAAGACGAGAGUGAGUGCCUUUGAAUUCGAGCGCCAUGCCGGGUGCGACACAAAGCACCCGAAUAGCCAUAUCUUCUUUCCCAAUGGGAAGUCCAUUUAUUCUGUAGUCCAAGAGCUGAAGGGGAUCCCCCGAGAAUCUCUAUUUCAUGCCAUCAAAACCGCCACCGGGACACCCAUAAACAUCAAGAACUUCCUUGCAUGGAAAGGGAUAUAGUUUGUGUGUGUGUGUGUGGGUUGUUUGGAAACUUCUGAAUCGGUAAGUGCUGAACCAAUAAGAGGUCUGAACCAUUAAGUGCUGAACCAUUAAGAGCUAGUAUAUUGCUUAACUAUUCAGAGGCAAAUGUCUGAUCAAUUCAGAUAAGAGGUCUUAACCAUUCAGACUCUGUAUAAUACUUAACCAUUCAGAAGCAAAUCUCUUAACCAUUCAGACAUCUGAACCAUUAAGAGGCUGAAACAAACAGUCUGAACCAUUAAGUGCUGAAUCAUUCAGACAUCUGAACCAUUAA
Messenger RNA from Cuscuta campestris, 811 nucleotides. Lineage: Eukaryota; Viridiplantae; Streptophyta; Magnoliopsida; Solanales; Convolvulaceae. The record is from the annotation of a GenBank genome assembly.